CUGAUUGGAGGAGCUCACGUCAAUCAUGAUCUCUAGCAAGUUUGGUUGCAGUUUGCGGUUGUUGAUGUCGCUGUCAGAAGUCAAACCAGCACAGAAGACAGCUAGCAGGUGACGAUGCAGUUCCUUGGCCGGCUGUUGGACACAGUGUCCUCUGUGUCGACCCUCUUUGCCAACCCCUACCGUGUCCGUGAUGUGCCGCUGUCCGACUACGGUGGAGGAGGCAAAAUCUUGCUGAAAGAGGAGGGACGCAUGGUCCUGUACAGAAACAACCAGUGCCAGUCAUGGGACUGUGUGCUUAUGUGUCCUGAGACGCCAACUGUGGUCAUGAGGCUGUUUCAGGUGGCGUCAGAGGAGGAUGCCAUGAACUGGUUUCCGCAGUAUGCCCUCAAGCUCCGCCCCUUCUAUGAGACACUUCCUCUGAAGGCUGAGACCACCCAGCCAAUUGUGGACUGCAUCCGCAGCCAUCCGGAUUGGAGCUCUGCCCACGUCGCCGUGGAGACAGGCCUGAGAGAGUGUCUCAAACAUAACUAUGUCCAGAGUCAGAUCAACGCUCGGGAUGCUUCAGGUCAGACGCCGCUGCACCUGGCAUGUGAGCGUGGUGACGCUGUGUGUGUGAAGGAGCUGUUGGAGGAAAGCCAGGCUCGCACUGACAUCAAAGACCGCAAUGGAGAGACGCCCAUGCACUGCGCCGCCAAGCAGGAUUCUCCUGCCAUCAUCCAGGUCCUGUGCUCACGGCUGUGCUCAGGGGUGAAUGAGCUGAACAACAGCGGGGAAACACCACUCCACGUGUCCUGCCGCCUGGGACGAGUAGAGGCCGUCAAAGCUCUGUUGGAUGGAGGGGCCAAGUGUGAUGUCAUUGGUGGCACUGGCUACCCCAUUCACAAUGCCAUGAAGUACAGUGAGAAGGGCUGUGUGGAGGAGAUCCUCAAAGCAGAUCCAGGACAGCUCCAGGCUGAGGACUCUUUGUAUGGAGGGACGCCUCUCCACUGGGCCAAAACUGCUGAGAUGUGUCGUAUUCUGCUGGAGCAUGGCUGCACAGUGAAUUACCUCAGUAAGACCGGAGAGAGUGCCCUCCAUAUUUUGACCAAGAGGGGUCGCUUUGAGGCGGCCAUGGUGUUGCUCACCCACGGAGCGAAUGCCAACCUGAAGGGCCAGGGUGGGAACACAGCGCUUCACCUUGCUAUGAAGAUGGACCACAUAGAGCUGAUCAAAGCUCUGAUUGUGUUUGGUGCUGAUGUGGAGAUCCACAACGACCUGGGAGAAACUCCUGGACUGAUCGCUGCACGGACCAGCAAAGGUCCUAAUAGAAAGAUACUGCUGGACAUGCUGUGUAGUGUAGGAGUCCAGCGUUGCCUCCCUCCUUCCCCCGGUAGUCCUCCCCCCAUCUUCUACAAGGCCAAGUCUCAAAGCAUAGGGUUUGAGGACAUCAUGUAUGUGGGGGCUGCAAUUGGUGCAAUGAGCAAAGGCACAUCUGAAGUGGAUGGCCCCAGAAUGGACAAAAAGAAGAUGGACAGACUGCUGUGUCUCGAUGGUGGAGGUAUUAAGGGUCUCGUGUUGAUCCAGAUGUUAAUCGCUCUGGAGAAAGAGGCUGGUCGACCCACCAGAGAGCUCUUUGACUGGGUGGCUGGCACGAGCACUGGGGGCAUCCUGGCCCUUGCUAUAAUUCACGGGAAGUCCAUGGAGUACCUGCGCUGCUUAUACUUUAGGAUGAAAGAACAGGUGUUCAAGGGGUCACGACCCUACGAAUCAGCACCGCUGGAGGACUUCCUGAAAAAAGAGUUUGGAGAGAACACCAAGAUGACGGACGUCCGAUACCCCAGGGUCAUGGUGACCAGCGUUCUGGCAGACAGACAUCCAGGCGAGCUGCACAUCUUCAGGAACUAUAAUCCACCCUCCGUCCACAGAGAGCCCCCAUAUGCAACCACUGCCACAUUCAAGCCCCUCACCAUCCCUCAAGAACAACUUGUGUGGCGAGCUGCCCGUUCCAGCGGUGCUGCUCCCACCUACUUCCGACCAAUGGGCCGCUUUCUGGAUGGAGGGCUGCUGGCCAAUAACCCGACGCUAGAUGCCAUGUCAGAAAUCCAUCAGUACAACAAAGCCUUAAAAGCAGAGGGCCAUGGGGAGGAAAUCAAAAAGUUGGGUAUAGUGGUCUCCCUUGGUACAGGUAAACCCCCUCAGGUAGUGGUGAGCUCUGUGGAUGUGUUCCGGCCCUCCAAUCCUCUGGAGCUGGCCAAGAGCUUUGUAGGAGCAAAGGAGCUGGGCAAGAUGCUGGUGGACUGUUGUACAGACUCUGACGGCUGUGCGGUGGACAGGGCCAGAGCCUGGUGUGAAAUGAUCGACACCAUCUAUCACAGAUUGAGCCCUCAGCUGUCACAGGAGGUGAUGUUGGAUGAGGUGAGUGACGCGGUCUUGGUGGACAUGCUGUGGGAAACCCAGAUGUACCUUUAUGAGAAGAGAGAGAUCCUCCAGUCCCUGGCAAAAAUGCUACUGGAUAACUGAACGCACCAGAAAGUCACAAGGGGAGGCCAUGAAGAUGGGCCUGUGCUAGCAGAAGAGGUGGCAUAUAUCAGAGCAAAGUUGAGUCCCAUGAAUGAAGUCAAAUGCAAGAGUGGUUGGACAAGGCACAAAGAUUAGCGAACCAUUUGUCUGAUACAAGACAGUAACGUCCAUGUUGAUGUGCUCUCUCCUUAAGACAAACUCUUCGAAAUGACAUGAUGUCACUACAGUGACUUUCAUAUAUACACAGAAAUGUCACUGCACAGCAGCAAAUGUGUGAAACAUGACAAACUGAUGACUAAUACAGGAAAAUGACUGACUUGAUGUUGCCUAUUGAAAGGCAAGUUAUGUAGCAUCAUGUGACCUUAUCACUGACCUUAUCACUAUCAUGGUUUAUCAAGUUUACUGUUUGUAUAUAAACCAGUGAAGGAUGGUGUGUACCUUCUUGGGCAUAUGAAUACAGGGUAAACGUAGGCGCAAAUGGAAUCAAGUAGCACACACCCUGACUGUUGAACUGUCAGCUAACUGUGGUUUUUCCCCUCUCCAUAAUGUUCGGUAACAAGUAGACAUUUUAAUAUACAGACAUUUUUGACAAGGUUGUAUGAUCAAAGGGACCCUGCAGUAACACUGCAAAAUCUGCAUUAUAUUGUAGCAGUUUGAUGAUGGUCAUGAUUGCAAAGUUCUGCCUGAUGUUUUUGGGGCCCAAAUUUGCACUGUUUCCUUACUUAUCUCCACAAUGCAUUUUCAUGCCUUUGUAAGUUAUUUAUACUGACACGGUAUUUAACCUCACAUCCAGUGAUAACCUGCUUGCACACUGUACAGUGUUAUAUACUCCCAGACAAUUGUCUGUAAAUGAGUCUUUAACUUGUUCUGUUACAAUGAGACUGAAAACUAGACUUGAAAUAUGAAUCUACUUGAAAGACAAAGAAGCAGAAGACUCCCUGCUACUUGCACAACAUAAACUGGAGGCUACAAAUUAUUUCCUAUGUUUUUUGUAUUUGGAAUAAUUACUGAUGUGUAUGCUGGUAUGGUAAUAAAAGGUAUGAAUAAUUACUUAAAAUUUA
Lates calcarifer (barramundi perch) is the source of this 3560-nucleotide messenger RNA. RefSeq names its product phospholipase A2, group VI (cytosolic, calcium-independent) (gene pla2g6). NCBI's taxonomy places the organism in Eukaryota, Metazoa, Chordata, Actinopteri, Centropomidae. The record is from RefSeq and is a predicted model, not a curated record. Gene Ontology annotation, molecular function: protein binding. The transcript has 18 exons. The coding region runs from base 115 to 2499 and encodes 794 amino acids. Gene Ontology annotation, biological process: cardiolipin acyl-chain remodeling; positive regulation of ceramide biosynthetic process. Gene Ontology annotation, cellular component: mitochondrion.